Molecule: messenger RNA, 661 nt
Organism: Orbicella faveolata
Lineage: Eukaryota; Metazoa; Cnidaria; Anthozoa; Scleractinia; Merulinidae
Product: ferric reductase 1-like
Biological process (GO): regulation of postsynaptic membrane neurotransmitter receptor levels; regulation of glutamate receptor signaling pathway
Source: RefSeq, a predicted model, not a curated record
CAUGUCGAUGUUUCUUAGCAAAUAAUCUGAGUUCAUAUUAGCUGGCUUCCAUUCAACGUAGAUACAUUCAUUGAUUUCAAACCACAACCAAGUAGACUUUUCCAUUUUUAUGAAAGAUCACGUGAGAUUAUUAAUUAAGGUUAACCACUCAGGGACCAGUAUCAGUGGAUUUAAAAAUUAUUUGCGUUACACUACGUUAUCAGUAAGCGCGAUUGCAGAGGACCCGGACAAGUGAAACGCUGUGUUACACUAACUUUGCGGAGUAUAUCCUAAAAAUGCUGGACUCUGUGUUGUUGUUCAGGUUACUAGCGGUGCUGACGUCACACUCUUUGCUGACGUGUGACGGGUUCCCCUCUCAUGCGCCUAUCACAGUUUGUGAAAAUCUCACGCCGUUCCAUAGGACUCCAAAUAUGCAGCCUAUUUCGAGUCAGCCGCCCAACACAAGUCCAUAUUCGAUCCACGUGAGCAGCGAAAACUAUACACGUGACGCCAUGAUAACUGUCACGGUUAAUGGCACCAAGGCUAUUAAGGGGUUCAUCAUCCAAGCCCGUGCUGUGGGGGAUGCCAGACCAGUUGGCACCUUUCAGGGGCCUCUGUCUGCGGACCAAACCUUCUUGUGGUGUUCCGGUGGAGAAGAACAGGUAUCCUUGAAAUAGAAACG